This is a messenger RNA of Acromyrmex echinatior (Panamanian leafcutter ant), 3290 nucleotides long. RefSeq lists its product as uncharacterized. NCBI's taxonomy places the organism in Eukaryota, Metazoa, Arthropoda, Insecta, Hymenoptera, Formicidae. The record is from RefSeq and is a predicted model, not a curated record.
UAAUGAUUAAGUGACAGAAGAACCUCUUUUAUGAAAGUCCAUUGUGAACAUAUUCGCCAUCACGCGAGAGCAAAUCGCCGGGAUGCGUACCAGAAAAUGCAAGUAAUCGGGUCGUCGCGUUAAGAAAAGUGAGUGUCCGUUCGUCCUGCGUGAUAGACGCGGGGAUUCCGAUAAAAAAAAAGUAUUAUCCGGGUCGAAUCGAAGCGUGCUAGAUUUGAGCAAUUGAUUUUUGUCGCUCCGCCUUUAUCGGACGCGGACGCGGACGCGGACGUGGACGUGGACGUGGACGUGAGUUGUAACAAACGGCAGUCGCCGUUGAGUAAACGCGCUUCGCUUGCACGUACAGAAAAACUGACGUAUUCGAAUUUCACUAGUAAUUGGAGUCCUGUGAUGUCAAGAGGUUGAUACUAGCAGGAAAAAGAGGGAGAGAGAAAGAGAGAGAGAGAGAGAGAGAAAGAAAAGAAGGGAAUCUGGUUCGCGAACGCAGCAAACGGCGAAAAGGGGGGACAGAGAGAGAAAGAGAGAGAGAAAAUUUGUAGAAAGUGUGCAUGUGUGUGCGUUUCAAGUGUGUGUGUAUGUGCGUGUGCGCGCGCGCGCUUGUGUGAAUGUGUGUAUAAGUAGUGAAUGGUAGAGAAAGAAGAUGCGCGUGGAAGAGAAAGAAAGAGAAUGGAAACGAAAAAAAAGAGUGCCGUCGACCUUCGCUUUUGUAAAAAUGGAGCGACGAGGGCUGACGCUGGCAAGGGAGCGGAUGAGUGCGCGCACGCGCUUUAUACCAAUUACAUACAGGCUAUCUCCUCUCGAACGAGCUCGAAUUCUCUCUCGAAGCAUCUCGCCAUUCUCGCCGCGGCAAGGGAUUUCGUCGCAGCGUUACCCGGGUAACGCCCCCUCGAGCACAGUGCCGCCCCCGUCGGCACGUACAUUCAUACAUUGUACAAUUGUCGUCCGUCAUUUCUCGGAGCCCGCUCAGCCCGCGCAAGGACUUCCACGUAUACAGUGCUAUAUGGCACCGUUCGUGCGCUUUGACCGAAUCGCGUUAAAAAAAAAAAAAAAACCCAAAAAAGAAAGAAAAAAAAAGUGACACUGUGUCCCGCUAUAACAAAGGGACAGACAUCGAUAGAGAAGAAAGUCAAGGUAAAGAAAGUCGCGUCGCGAGUGACCACGAACGGGAACGAAUCGACUGACGAUGUGCCCUGCCUUCUGUCGUAGUCAUGAAACGAAAGAAGGCGACGCCUACCCGGCCUACCGCGAAGAUGACACUCGUGGCUCGUGAUUCGUUUACGUGAUACGGGUCGAGUUCGAUCGACCAUCGGGCGGUUAAACGAAACGUUGAUUAUGCGGGUAAAUCGAGCAAUGUGGCGUGCUACAUCCGUCGUCGUUGCCGUCAAGUGCCGUCGCGUGAUGGAGCCGUCGCGUUACGACUACGACGCGUUAUUCGGAACGCGAUGCGUUCGUAUGUUCGUACGUUCGUACGUUCUCGGCACGCGACAUCGCAAUCGUUUAUAUUGCGACGGUUUCCGCGGUUCAUGACCCCGGGGGUCAUCGCGCGAUAAUCUCGAGUUCUCCGGAGAACUUUGACGCGCGUGCGUUUGAUUCGCGGCACGCAUGGAUCUCUCAUUGGACACACGCGGCCAGUCGAUUCUAAGGACGAGUGCUUCUGAGACUUCCUAUGGUCUUUUGGCACGUUUGCAGCAGUUUCGAGCAUUAUCCUUAUUGCCUAUGGAGGAUUAAUAUUAUUAUAUUGUACUGGUGUGCCUGGUUUGACUAAAUAUUUUUCUGCUUUAUCUUUGUCUUCCAUCUGUAAGAGAUGUCAUCCCGAGAUUAUGAUAGAAGAAGAGGCACUAGCAGCAGCAAUUCAAGCAGGCUGCGAAUGGACACGAGUGUAUCACAAUCCAGACCACAUGGCGAGAGUUCUAAUAAGCGAAAAGAGAUAGAUAGCGUAAUGCGAAAAGCACGCGAGUCACACUCGAGCUAUUGGAACAAGAAGCUAUUGGAAGCAGAGGAACGAGAUCCAAAUAGGUGGCGUCACAGUGGAUACAAGGAAUUAUAUGUUGGUAGUAGCAGUGAACCUAGCAGAGGACAUCCCAAGAGUCCGAGAAGUCCAAGAUCUCGUAGCCCUCACAGUCCACGACCGCGCAGUCCUCGAACGAGAAGUCCACGAUCACCGCGUGAACGUUCUUCCCGCGAACGCAAUAAAAAUAGACAGACUGCUCGUAGCUCUACCACGGGCAGUACAUGUUCUGACAGAUCAUGUUCCGUUUGUUCACCGAAAGAACGACGACGCGUCGCGCCAUUAUCUCGUUCGCAUUCGAGAUCAGUUAGUCCGAUACGAACUAGAACACAUCCCAAAGAAGUAAUCGCGUCGAGUUCACGGACCUUACAGCCGCGCACGAGACCACGAUCACCGCCCUUGCCACGACCACGUACACCACCACCGGCACCGCAACCGCCGUUGCGUCAUCAGAAGGAUUACAAAAACAUCAAAGAGAAAGAAACCAAGGUUCGUCGUAAAGAGAAACAUCACAAUAGAUUGCCAGAAGAUCCACGAGUACCAGAUCCUAUCUCAUUGAUACGUAAACCAGUAAAAGUAGAAAAAACACAUGGUACGAGUCAUGGAACAUCACAAGUAAUACGGCCUGCACCAGAAUCUUCACCCAGCGACGAUAGCGAUAGUUCCUCGACUACAUCCCAUGUAGGACCACCAAAAAUGACAUUAUCCGAAAGAUUUGGUAAAAUGGCACAGUGGAGUGUAGAUCGUAGAGACAUGGAAAAUAUGCGUAUCACGAAAGAUGGAGAGAAUGCGAUGAAGGUCGUUAUAGAAGGCGAGGAGAGAAUUGCGCGUUUAGGUUACGACUCGCCACCUCCUGGUCAUUAUCCUGAAUCACUUUUAGCACAAGGUCCAAGAGGUUUCGAAUGUUGGGAUGAUGUUCGCGUACGAUAUGAUUAUUACAAAGCGAGAGGAUAUCUUCGUGAUCUUACUCUCGAUGAUUAUAUCAAAUGGGAAGAAUGGUGGUACAAGUAUCAAGAAUGGCUAGAAGCUGAACGUUUCUACGAACAGUGGGCUUCGUCAAAUCGUUCGUCUGGCAGUAGUCGCAAGAGACGAGGACGACGCAAUAAUGUUACUCACUAAAGUAUAAGUCUCUGUUAUAAUUUACACUCGAUUUAUUGACAAAAUAUGCAGUGAUAUCUGUAAGCUUAGAGUACAUAAAACAAAUUAUAUAUAUAUAUAUACAUAUAUAUAUAUAUGUAUGUAUAAGCUAUAUAUCGUAAUAAAAAGGAUUAUGCAAAACGUA